AUGGGGUUCCGCCCACCGCCGCUAGCGCAGGGUUGCAAGGGCAGUUGGGCUCCUCCUCAUCUCUCCGUGGCCGCCGGAAUGCCGAAGCUUAGCAAAGAGGCCAAGCAGCGGUUACAGCAGCUCUUUAAGGGCGGGCAGUUCGCCAUUCGCUGGGGCUUCAUCCCCGUUGUGCUGUAUCUCGUGAGGGGAGGACCUCCAUUUGGGCCGCGGGGGGAGCAGGCAUCGGAGCAGCUUAACAGCAAGCGAAGCUGCGAUUAGACCAUGCGUUAGAGACUGCGGGCUUUAGCAGGCUCGCCUGCGUGUUUUUUGCAGUAGGCAGCCGUGUGUGAGGAAGAACUCUGUGCGUCCGGAGUUCUGCUUCGUAGCGCCUCAGCUUCGUGACUGAGAUUGAAUUUCCAGCUAGGUGCAGGUUACAGUCUCUCCCAAAAUGGUGUGGGUGCUAUUUAUGAACUGCUGUGGUUGCCCCGAUGUCAUGGCUGGCGGCCCAGGGUGUGUUUCACUUGCUCCUGUCAUGGGGCUGGCUAGGCAUCACUACCACAUGGUAGUUGUCCUGCCGAGUUUGGGCGGUGUGCCAUCAGCUGUCCUCAUUAAAGAACCUGACCCACUUAAAAUACGAA
Molecule: messenger RNA, 617 nt
Organism: Pezoporus occidentalis (night parrot)
Lineage: Eukaryota; Metazoa; Chordata; Aves; Psittaciformes; Psittacidae
Gene: TOMM7
Product: translocase of outer mitochondrial membrane 7
Exons: 2
Coding region: 1-258 (85 amino acids)
Biological process (GO): protein import into mitochondrial matrix
Cellular component (GO): mitochondrial outer membrane translocase complex
Source: RefSeq, a predicted model, not a curated record